AUGGCUGCUGCUGAGGUUGUGCUUCUGCCACUUCCAGUCCUGCCAGAGGGCUGGAGCGCCGAGAAAAACUUGAAAAUUGUUGGUUCAUUGUCCAGCGCAAUUCAGAGGAAUGUUGAGCCUGUUGGACCGCACUUUUUGGCUCAUGCCCGUAGAAAGCGCCAUCAACGCACAUUCUCCGAGGAUGACAGAAUCCAGGCACAGGAAAAUGUCAAGAAGAUCGAAGAAGACGAAGUCGAUGAAAUCAGCGAGCCGGAAGAUCCUAUCAUGCUUCAACGGGACGCGAAGGACUGGAAGGGCCAAGAUCACUACGCAGUGCUCGGACUGAGCAAAUACCGCUAUCGUGCAACAGAUGAGCAGAUCAAACGCGCUCACCGGAAGAAGGUUCUCCGUCAUCAUCCAGACAAGAAGGCUGCCUCGGGCGAUGCGGACGAGAACGACAGCUUCUUCAAGUGCAUCCAAAAAGCCACCGAGAUCUUGCUCGACCCCGUUCGGCGCCGGCAGUUUGACUCAGUCGAUGAGCUUGCCAAUGUGGCCCCACCAGGUAAAAAGAAGGGGAAUUUUUUCAAGCUAUGGUCCCCCGUCUUCGAAGCGGAAGCUCGAUUCUCUAAAAUCCAACCGGUCCCCAAGCUGGGGGAUGAGAACAGCACGAAGGAAGAGGUGGAGGAAUUCUACAAUUUCUGGUACAACUUUGACAGCUGGAGAUCGUUCGAGUAUGAGGACGAGGAUGUCCCCGACGACAACGAAAACCGUGACCACAAACGCCAUAUCGAACGGAAGAACGCCAAUGCGCGACGGAAGAAGAAGACAGAGGACACUGCUCGUCUGCGCAGACUUGUAGACGACGCCCUUGCAGCCGAUGAGCGGAUCAAGAAGUUCCGCAAGGCGGAGCGGGCCAACAAAGACAAGCGCAGGAUCGAGAAGGAGGCUGAGGCGAAGCGUCUUGCUGAGGAGAAGGAGAAGGCCCGUCUGGAAGAAGAACGCUUGAAGAAGGAGGCGGAUGAGGCUGCUAAAGUCGAAAAGCUCGAAGGCAAGAAGGCCAAGGAGGCUGCGAAGAAUGCGGCGAAGAAAAACAAGCGUGUGCUGAAGGGCAGCGUCAAGGAUGUGAACUAUUUUGCCAGAGGGGGAGAUGCUUCUGCGGCCCAGGUCGACGGCGUCUUGAACGACGUCGAUCUCAUCAUCAGCAAGAUCAGCAAUGAGGAGCUUGCUGAGCUUGCUGCGAAGCUUGCGGCUGCUGGCAAGGAUGCUGCUGCUGUCAAGUCAACGUAUGGGCAUGUCGUCAAGGGUCUUGUUGGUGCUGGGAAGCUGAAGGAGGGCGAAACGAAGUUCCUCACUGUAUAA
This is a messenger RNA of Paracoccidioides brasiliensis Pb18, 1338 nucleotides long. RefSeq lists its product as uncharacterized. The coding region runs from base 1 to 1338 and encodes 445 amino acids. Gene Ontology annotation, molecular function: ribosome binding; Hsp70 protein binding. The record is from RefSeq and is a predicted model, not a curated record. The transcript has 3 exons. Gene Ontology annotation, cellular component: cytosol. Gene Ontology annotation, biological process: regulation of translational fidelity; 'de novo' cotranslational protein folding.